AUGGAAACAGACAAUGAUACACAAAUUUUAGAAUUUCUUCUUCUGGGUUUUUCAAAGCAACCAGAAUCACAGCCCAUAAUAUUUGGGCUUUUCUGCUCCAUGUACCUGAUCACUGUGUUUGGAAACCUGCUCAUCAUACUGGCUGUCAUCUCUGAUUACCACCUCCACAUACCUAUGUACUUCUUCCUCUCCAAACUGUCCUUUGUAGACAUCUGUUUCACUUCCACCACCAUCCCAAAGAUGCUGUGGAACAUCCAGACCCAGAGCAAAGCUAUAACCUAUGAAGGCUGCAUCACACAGAUUUAUUUUCUCAUCCUCUUUGCGGUAUUGGACAUCUUUCUUCUAACCGUGAUGGCCUAUGACCGCUUUGUGGCCAUCUGCCACCCUCUACACUACACAGUCAUCAUGAACCCUCGGCUCUGUGGACUGCUGGUUCUGGUGCCCUGGGUCAUGAGUGUCCUGAAUUCCCUGUUACAAACCUUAAUGAUGAUGCAACUGUCCUUCUGCACAAAUUUUGAAAUCCCCCACUUUUUCUGUGAACUCAAUCAGAUGAUCCAACUUGCCUGUUCUGACACAUUUCUUAAUACCAUAGUGAUGUAUUUUGCAGCUUCCCUGCUAUGUGGUGGUCCCUUCUUUGGUAUUCUUUGUUCAUACUCUAAAAUAGUUUCCUCCAUAUGUAGAAUCUCAUCAGCUCAGGGCAAGUAUAAAGCCUUUUCCACCUGUGCAUCUCACCUCUCAGUUGUCUCCUUGUUUUAUUGUACAAUGCUAGGAGUAUACCUUAGCUCUGCUGCUGCUCACAGCUCACACUCAAGUGCAACAGCCUCAGUGAUGUACACUGUCAUCACACCCAUGCUGAACCCUUUCAUCUACAGUCUAAGGAAUAAAGACAUGAAGAGAGCUCUGAAAGCACUGUUUGUGACGGGACCCAUGUAA
Molecule: messenger RNA, 933 nt
Organism: Sus scrofa (pig)
Lineage: Eukaryota; Metazoa; Chordata; Mammalia; Artiodactyla; Suidae
Product: olfactory receptor 7A17-like
Biological process (GO): G protein-coupled receptor signaling pathway
Cellular component (GO): membrane
Molecular function (GO): olfactory receptor activity; G protein-coupled receptor activity
Source: RefSeq, a predicted model, not a curated record